UCAAAUGCAAAUGACUCAUCAAGCCUCCGCCUUCAGCUAAAGCUGCUGUAACUGAUUCAUUUCCUGUUAUCUACAGUAAUAUACCAAAGAACGUAAAGUAAGAUAAAAGACAACAUGGACUUUCCAUGCCAAACAUCACAAAAAGCACCUUUAUAGCUGCAAUAUUUUGGCAUUUGGGCAGUCAAGAAAGGGGCUUCAGAAUGACAGCAGUCAGUCUGUUGUUUGCUGUUUUGGUGUUUCUGAAUCUCUCCAUUUGUGGCUAUUUUUAUGACCAAAAUACUUUGCCAGAUAUUGGAAAUGCACAAUUUAUUGAAGAAUAUGUCAGAGUGCACAAUCAUUUCCGAUCCAGUGUGACUCCACCAGCGAGCAAUAUGAAACGAAUGAGCUGGGACCACGAUCUAGCAAAGACUGCGAAAGGCUGGUCAAAAAUGUGCGAAUUUGCACAUAAUCCUGACCUCAAAAUAUUGGGGAAGGUUCACCCCAACUUUACAGUAGUUGGAGAAAACAUUUGGACAGGUUCCCUUCAGCUUUUUAAUGUGACUGAAGCACUCACUAAAUGGUACAAUGAAGUCAAGUAUUAUGACUAUGAUACACAACGUUGCAGUUCUGUAUGUGGACAUUACACCCAGAUGGUCUGGGCAACAAGCUACAAAAUUGGCUGUGCCGUUCACUUCUGUCCAAGAGUAAAAGGUUUCAGUUAUCCUAAUGCAGCACAUUUAAUUUGUAACUAUGGACCUGGUGGGAAUUAUCCAACGAAACCAUACAAAACAGGAGCAGUGUGCAGUGAGUGUCAGGGAGAACCAUGUGUAGACAGACUCUGUGGUAAAGCCUGGAAGGAGCCAGCCUGUGAUCAGUACUGCAUCACCGUACUAGUAUUAAGGCCAUCUUUUCUUGUAGGGAUACUUGCUGCAGGAGUAUUUGUGAAGCACCGCUAUCCCCAAAUGUUUACAGAAAAAUGAUCUAGUCUAACAAUAAUGAUAAAAAUCAAAUGCUUUAAAAUAUAAUAGGAGAUUUACAGAAAGACAAAGGGAUACUGUAAUCAGUCAGCAUAAGGUAUUGGCCGAUUACAGUCAAUGUAUCGGUGUUGCUAGGGUACACAAAGCUGUUCUUCACAGUUAAAAAGGAACACAAAAAGAUACUUUAUUUUGCUUUAGUGACAACAAUAUGAAUUACAAGAUGUCUUUACCAUGAAAUUCAUAAAAUAGUAUACUACCCAUCCAAAGGUGAACACAAAUUCAAAGUCCGUUAUUAUACUUAUUUAUGUGUCUUGCUCAAUCUCUGCAGCACAGGAACAAUGUCAGUGCUCAAUUAUCCCAGCAUUUGAAAAGUACAUCUCUCAAAUAUACAUAGCAUUCAAGACACAAUUGAAUAGCUAUCUCUUCCGGCAGGUCUACCCAGUCAAUUUUGAACUAUGAAUUUUAAACUCAUGUCCUGCUUUUACUGUAUUUUAAUCUUUAUUCUGUGUAUUUUAAUGUAUGUAUUUCAUAGAAAUAAAUUUUAAUAUAUGUAUUUUACAUAA
Messenger RNA from Anolis carolinensis (green anole), 1519 nucleotides. Its product is annotated as glioma pathogenesis-related protein 1. The transcript is spliced from 5 exons. NCBI's taxonomy places the organism in Eukaryota, Metazoa, Chordata, Lepidosauria, Squamata, Anolidae. The record is from RefSeq and is a predicted model, not a curated record. The coding region runs from base 126 to 959 and encodes 277 amino acids. Gene Ontology annotation, cellular component: extracellular region.